This is a messenger RNA of Drosophila takahashii, 750 nucleotides long. RefSeq lists its product as uncharacterized. Gene Ontology annotation, cellular component: nucleolus. Gene Ontology annotation, molecular function: RNA binding. The record is from RefSeq and is a predicted model, not a curated record. Lineage: Eukaryota; Metazoa; Arthropoda; Insecta; Diptera; Drosophilidae. Gene Ontology annotation, biological process: endonucleolytic cleavage in ITS1 to separate SSU-rRNA from 5.8S rRNA and LSU-rRNA from tricistronic rRNA transcript (SSU-rRNA, 5.8S rRNA, LSU-rRNA); endonucleolytic cleavage to generate mature 5'-end of SSU-rRNA from (SSU-rRNA, 5.8S rRNA, LSU-rRNA); small-subunit processome assembly.
GACCAAAAACCCCAUCCCUAAUAGCGUGGCACGAGAAUAAAAAUAAUAUAGGCAAUGCAGAAAAUAAAAGGGAAAACAAAGCCAAAACGGGAGCCUGCAGCCAUGGAAGUGGAGGAGAACGAGACGGAGGAGGAGGCGCCCCAGCCGGAGAAGGAGGAGGAGGAGCCCGCCUCCGAGGACGACGAUGAAAUGGACCUGGCCAACUUCAAAGUGGGUUCCACUUCGUCCGCAAGCGCCGCUCCCGCGAAGAAACGCAAGCGAGGCAUCAUCUACAUAUCCAAUAUUCCCAAGCACAUGAACGUGACGCGGCUGAGGGAAAUCCUGGCCGAGUACGGGACCAUUGGAAGGGUCUACCUGCAGCCGGAGAAGCUGUCAAGUGCCAAGGCCAAGAAGAACAAGCGCAAGCGCUACAACAUCCACUUCACCGAGGGCUGGGUGGAGUUCGAGUCGAAGCGGGUGGCCAAGCAGAUCGUUCCGCUGCUGAACAACAAGCAGAUCUCCACGCGCAAGAAGUCGCAGUUCUACGACUCGCUGUGGAGCAUGAAGUACCUGCCGCGCUUCAAGUGGGUCCAUCUCACCGAGCGGAUGAACUACGAGCAGGCGGUGCACAAGCAGCGCCUCCACACGGAGGUCUCGCAGGCCCGCAAGGAGACGACCUUCUUCCAGAACAAUCUCGACAAGAGCGAGUUCUUGAAGAAGCAGGCCAAGAAGGCCAGGAAGGCUGAGAGGGCUGAGAAAGAGGCUGAGUGA